This is a messenger RNA of Strongyloides ratti, 690 nucleotides long. RefSeq lists its product as hypothetical. The record is from RefSeq and is a predicted model, not a curated record. The transcript has 6 exons. Bases 1 to 690 code for a protein of 229 amino acids. NCBI's taxonomy places the organism in Eukaryota, Metazoa, Nematoda, Chromadorea, Rhabditida, Strongyloididae.
AUGUAUCUCUUACUAUCUCUUUUUCUUAUAAUUUGUUUUACUAAAAUUCAAUAUAUAUUAUGUGAUAGUGAUUUCCGUUGUGACAGAAAUACCCGUGCUUGUACACUUUUUGUCACACCAAAUGAUGUAGCAUUUACUAAUGUUAUUCUUCGUUGUAUUCAACCAUUAGAAUCACUUGAUCUUGAGUUUGAUGUUUACGGAUGGCAAAAGAAUCCAAGAGCAAUUGAUCGAGCUAAUGCAAAAAUAAAUAGAUAUGUUAGCAGGGAUGAAUUUAUGAGAAUUUGUAAACAUCUAAAUAUACUUGAUAAAUGUAGUGCAUCUAGAGGGUUGUCUAUUAUUGUUGCUGCACAAUUAGCUAGUGCUAAUAGAAUGAGAGAUCCUGGUGCUAUGCAACAAAGAGUUAAUUCACCAAUGGGAAUGGGUAAUCAACAAAUGAUGAGAGGAGGAGGUGGAGGUAUGAGUGGUAUGAAUCAGAUAGGUGGAACACAUAGUAAUCCAGGAUAUAAUUCAAUGGGUGGUAGUCCAAUGGGAAAUAGAAUGGGUGGCGGUUUUGGUGGUGGUAUGAAUCCUGGUGGUGGUCAUGGCAAUACUUUUCGUGUUGGUAGCGGUUAUAAUCCUAAUAUGCGUGACAAUGUGAUACCUUUCAGUGCUGCACAUGGUGGUAACAAUUUCGGAGGAUUCCGUGGAUAA